AUGUCCCAAAAUCCUGCAUUUAUCCCUGAUAAGGCCAAGGAAAUAGUGCUCGAUUUACUGCCAGUGAAGUCUCGUGCAAUUUAUCAAAAGGAGUAUGAUGUUUUUGUCGAAUGGAAGCACAAACAUGCAGUACUCGUUGUGAAUGAAGAUGUUUUACUGAAUUAUUUACACGAAAAAUCACAAGCUUCCAAACCAUCGACAGUUUGGUCAAAAUAUUCCAUGCUGAAAGCAGUAUUAAGCGUUAAAGAAAAUAUUCAGAUAAAAAAAAUUCCAAGGGUUAUUGCUUUUUUGAAGAGGAAUUCAGUUGGUUAUGAGCCUAAAAAGUCUAAGGUAUUGUCCAGAGAAGAGAUCGAUCAAUUUUUGGCUACGGCUAGUGAUGAAGCUUAUUUAUUCACUAAGGUUGCUCUUGUUAUCGGCCUUUGUGGAGCGUAUAGAAGAGAAGAAUUCCACUCUCUACGAGUGCAAGACAUCAUACAAAAAGACGACAACUGCCUUCUAGUAACUCUAGCUGAUACAAAGACUAAUAUAAAAAGAGUGUUUCCGGUGGUUGGCGAAGGAAACGUGGUCAAUCCAGUUGAGUUAUAUGGAAAAUAUGCUCGUCUUCGACCAAAAAAUGUACCACAUAAUUACGUCUUCAUCUCUUAUCGCAAAGGAAAAUGCACGGUGCAACGCGUUGGCAUUCACUCAUUCGGAAAGAUGCCUUCGCUUGUAGCAGCAUUUUUAAAGCUGCCGAACUCAAACGAAUAUACAGGUCAUUGUUUCCGACGUAGUGCUGCUACUCUUGCUGCAGAUGCAGAUGUGGAUUUCACAUCGCUGAAACGCCUAGGAGGUUGGAGGUCGUCCACAGUGGCGGAAGGUUACAUAGAAGAAUCUAUUGAAAAAAAAAAAGAAAGUUUGCAAAAUGCUUAUGGGGGAAAAGAAAAUCGUGACUACUUCCACGGAUAUAUCUCCAAGUACAUCUUUCGCAUUUGCUCCACCUCAUGAGAAAGUAGAUUUACCUGA
Messenger RNA from Ceutorhynchus assimilis (cabbage seed weevil), 1002 nucleotides. The record is from the annotation of a GenBank genome assembly. NCBI's taxonomy places the organism in Eukaryota, Metazoa, Arthropoda, Insecta, Coleoptera, Curculionidae.